GUUGGCUUGGUCGCGUUACCAAUGUUCUAUAUCUCGCACGUAUAUACUUAAGAACGGUUUUUGAAGACAGUCUUAGCACCAACUUCCGUCUUCGCCAUGUCAACUGGUGACAUUGUUGAUUGUUCGGGCAGUCCUUGUUCCAGUUCUGGUCGUCAUCAGGCUUAUUGUCGACCAUGGUAUAACGAUCGACUUCAGAAGGGCAGUGUACAAAGAAACUUGACCUUUUCGGUGUUCAGGGAAGGGAGAGAUGUACGUAGAAGCGUGCUAAUAAGAGCUGGCAAUCACAAAGGAGUAGGAUUCAGUGUCUUUUCGAACCGAUGCUGGGGAAAACAAAGCCUGCUUAUGAGUGACUGUCAUUGCCAUAGUGCGGGGCUUGACGAAUCUCGAUUUGUAGGCGAACGAGAAACACUAGAACAGACCACGCAUGGGUUUGAAAGGCUGUCUCAACGCGUUCAACUCGCUUUCAGGCCCUUUGUUUAGGAAAACAAAGCAAAGCCUCGCUUACUCCACGACACGAAGGUUCUUAAUCUUCAUCUAGAUCCACUGAGGAACGUGCAAGAAACGUUGACCCUAAAAAGCUUGCUUCCAUCCACGCCACUUCUCGCUCGCUCGCUACCCACCUCAGCCUCCUUACCUUCCCACUUCAAUGGCUCAGUUCUCCAACUCUUUCUUUUCUAGCGCAUCCCACCUCAAUAUCUCAGGUGGUGAAUUCAGCAAUGUCAAUGGAAAUCAGACCAAGAACGUUCACCAUGACACAUCUAACAUCACUGGAUCAUAUAAUACGAAUACGACGACGAAUACGAAUUCCGGGAAUUGGAAUUACAGUUCGAAAAACGAAAGCAGGGACAACCGUCAAGUUUAUCAAGACCGCAGAAGAGUGGAUGGUUCAUCGUGGAAUAAUAGUGGAUCGGGUGGAUAUGCCACUCGUGAGCAGCCCUGGGCACAGGGCAACGCACCUCGGUCGUACCAACAACCGCAGCAGCCAGUACAGACUGCUUACCCGCAGCACCGAACGAUCGAAGCCCUGCCCAAAGCCCAACCCAGACCUUUACCUGUCCAACAUGCCAGGCAUGCGAUUACUGAUGGUGAUGGUGGUGAUGGCUACAGUGGCCAAGACAAAGUCCUGAAUGACCAGAUUAUGGCGUCGUUGAAAGUGAAGCCAAAUGUAGAGAGGGUCCCUAGACAAGUUGGUGUUGGUGCACGGCCGGGGUCUGCACCAGUUCCGGAAGUCUCACAAUCACAAUCACAAUCGCAGCUACGCCGGCAAGCUCAAGAAGUUAAGCAGGUGUCUGCGGCUUCGACCUCGGUUCUCCAAGUUCCACAGGUGAACAUGAACUCGCCUCGACCUCUUCCACCGGUGGUACAGGCGAACCCUUUUCGCCGGUUGAUGAUGACACAAACACAGAAUGGGUUGGGUGCGAGUUCGGGUGCGAGUACUAAGGUUGAGAGCGGUGGAAGAGAGGAAGUUCAGGUUCCGGUUUUGCCACAAGCUCCUGCGCCUGAGUUACUGCCGUCGUUGUCUCCGUCGUUAUCCCCGUCCGAGUCGCCGUCACCGACACCGACACCAUCGCCUUCGUCGAAGCCGUCUCUUUCAACAGACCCCCAAGUGCCGGUGAUCCCUCAUAAUCAGGGAAGCGUCACUGGGUCUGGGUCUGGGUCUUCCUCUUCCUCUUCCUCUUCCUCUGUUAACCAGAACCAUCCGAGUCGUGAUGAGACGAAGAUAGAGGUACUGAAAGCGGCGCAUAGUCAGCCUGCCAGUGAGGUUCAAUCUCAGGCUCAGGCUCAGGCUCAGGCUCAGACCCAUUCUCUUAAUCUCAGUCGAGUUCCUACGAGAACUGACCUCAAGUACCACCUAGAGCCCGAGACGAAUCCGGAGCUACAGGUUAAAUAUCAGGAGAGUCAUAAAUCCAAGCAUGGAAAGGGGUGGAAGUUUUGGAAGAAGAAGGAGAAGAGGGUGAAGGAGAGGGUUUGAAGCUUGAGGCCGAGGGUUCGGAUCCGGAUUCGACUUGAAUUGCGAGAUUUUAGUGAUUUCGUUUGCCAUUUACCUCGUUGGGGGGUUCGCAGGAUUUUCCUGGCUGGACCGGGAACGGUGUAUGAUGAUUGUUGGAG
Molecule: messenger RNA, 2109 nt
Organism: Marasmius oreades (fairy-ring Marasmius)
Lineage: Eukaryota; Fungi; Basidiomycota; Agaricomycetes; Agaricales; Marasmiaceae
Exons: 5
Coding region: 647-1972 (441 amino acids)
Source: RefSeq, a predicted model, not a curated record